UCAUUUGUAGGAGCCGUCCCAGACUUUUAAAGCAGAUGGAGUUUCCUCUUCUCUUCCUGACAACAGAUCAGUGAUUCAGUCUCUUUCCAGUCUGUCCAAUGUAAAUCUGGACCCUUUACACGCGCCCCACAAAUAUUAGCGACCAUCAGGUGGCGCAAAGGAUAAGACGUGACGAAUUUGGAAAGAAUUAAGAGGUUUAUAUAUUUACAUCAUUAUCGAGCAGCUCCGCAUCGGCAUUUUAAAGCCGUCCUAUCCAUCACCAUCUUCAUUCCAGAGAGGCGUGCAUUUAUCAUUAAUGCAUCAGUCCUUCAAUGAUCGGUUCGGUUCGGUUCACUCAUCACCAUCAUCAUCAUCAUCAUCAUCAGAGACUUAAUGAGUUUGUCAGUGAUUAAAGAGCCUGGCUGCUGAUGAACUGGGCUGGACUCUGGCUUCACCGCUCUCCCCUUAAAAUGGAGUUUAUGAAGAGGAGACGGAGCAGGAAAUCUCAGAGCUUUAAACUGGUCAAUGAUGCAGGUUGCUAAUGAACAGCCUAUGCGACAGAUCUUACACAUGAAUUGGAUGAUGUAGACCAGAAUGACACUGAAGGAGAUGCCCUGGAUGCUUCUGAAACUGAAGCCUGGUUAGGUGAUGACGGGAUGGAGAUAAAGAAGCAAAUAACUGGCAUGAUGCGUCUGCUGAGUGAUAAAACCGGACGUGUGUACCAGCGGGUCGGAAGGGAAGGGGAGACGCUCAAACAAGAGCCGCAGGAAGAGGCUCUCAACCUGCCUGUGACGCACAGCCCGACCCCUGAACAUCUUCAGUACUGGAGCUCCGCUCUGACUCACGGGCAGUACAGCACCCGCUCCAAAACACAGAGGAUGCUGAACCACUCCAAAGCAAAUGACAUGGCCUUGCCCCCUCCGCCUGCUGCCAUGGCAACUGAGUCCAGCUGCUGUAUGUGUAAUUGUAAGAGCACCCUGCGGGCGAUUCUACUUGAGUUACGUACCAUGAGAAAACUCAUCCAGACUCAAAGAGGGGCUCAGGACAAACAGAGCUGCCAGAUCUUAGUUCCCUCAUCUCAUAACUCCAUCUCUAGGAGGAGAACCCGGAAGAAGAGGCCAGGUCAUAGAGUGACAGUUCUGACCACAUCCCCCAAAAAAGCCACACCUUUGUGCCCACCCACCGAGACUGAUGCUAUUACAGAAUCAGAUCAUAGAGAAAGGAUAUCCAAAGAGGACAGACCCUCUACACUGUUGACAUCUAUUCCAGAUCCCUUUCCCAGAUUACAGACCCCUCCAUCCCACUAUCACCUGACCAGAGGCCAAAGCACCACUGAGCCAGAGGUGCAGUUGGCGGAGGAUUAUGAUGUAUUUAUUUCUAAAGCACAGUUAGACUCUAUCUUACUGAACUACACCCGCUCCGGCAGUCUGCUAUUCAGAAAACUGGUGUGUGCAUUCUUUGACGAUGCCACGCUAGCUAAUUCACUGCCCAACGGCAAGAGAAAGAGAGGACUGAAUGAUACCAGGAAAGGACUGGAUCAGAACAUCGUAGGAGCCAUUAAAGCAUUCACAGAAAAGUAUUGCACUGCCAAUGGAAUUGAGAAGCUUCCGGGCCCCAGAGACUGGGUCCAGAUUCUGCAAGAUCAGAUUAAACUUGCCCGUCGACGCUUAAAAAGGGCAGAGACAGCUUCAGAUGGCCAAGAGAUCCUGAACAUAACUUCUGCAGACACGGCAGAGAAAUUUCCACAAACUCUUGAUAAAGUGGAAACUGUGAUACAAAACGGUGCUGCUUAUGAAAGAACAGACUGUCUAGUUGCCAUGGACACUGUCUGAGCAGAGAUUGUUAACAAAAUGCAACAUCUGACCCCACAAAGGAUAUUUUUUUCUUAUUUUAUUUGCCUAGACUAUACUUUGAAAUUCUCAUUGCCCUUUCCUCAUGAGGAACAAAAACUUUAUCACUGAUGUCAAAACUUUUUCACAGCUUACACACAGGACUCCAGUUCUGCUAUGUUACACUUUUGUAACAAAAGUACUUUCAUUUGAGUGUUUUAAAGUCCCUGAUGUCACCAGUCUUCUAUUUCUCAGCGUCAUCCAAAUACUUCACCAACAAAUAUCAACAGAAGA
Molecule: messenger RNA, 2102 nt
Organism: Paramisgurnus dabryanus
Lineage: Eukaryota; Metazoa; Chordata; Actinopteri; Cypriniformes; Cobitidae
Gene: bend7
Product: BEN domain containing 7
Molecular function (GO): DNA binding
Source: RefSeq, a predicted model, not a curated record